Molecule: messenger RNA, 969 nt
Organism: Malania oleifera
Lineage: Eukaryota; Viridiplantae; Streptophyta; Magnoliopsida; Santalales; Ximeniaceae
Exons: 3
Coding region: 1-969 (322 amino acids)
Source: RefSeq, a predicted model, not a curated record
AUGAAGCCUCCCUCUUUUUCUGAAGGGCCUGACCCAAUUAAAGCUGAGAAUUGGGUUCAGGAUGUUGAGGAGAUUCUAGCAAUGCUGGCGUGUACAGAUAAGCAAAAAGUGGCAUUUUCAUCAUUUAAACUAACAGGAGAAGCAAAGCGCUGGUGGAGAUUAGCACGGUUGAUUAAGGAGCAGAGGUUGGAUCCAGUGUCGGUAUCAUGGAGUCAGUUCAAGGAAUUAUUCUUCGAGCGAUACUUCCCUGUUAUCGUUCGGAGCGCAAAGGCAGCAGAAUUUCUGCAUUUGGCUCAGGGGCAAAUGACGGUAUGUCAGUAUGUUGCACGAUUUAUCGAGUUGUCACAUUUCGCCCCACACCUGGCACCAGAUGAAGAAAAUAAAGUAAGGAAGUUUGAAGGACGUCCAAGGCAGAAUUUAUUUGAGCAAGUCAUAAGUUUCCGGGCUCAGACGUUCGCGGAGGUGGUGGAUAAAGCUGCUAUUAUUAAGAGUGGUAUACAGAGGGGUGCUGCAGCUCAGAGUCAAAGAAAGAGGGUGGAUGAGCUGUUCCUACUUGUCCUAGGUUUGGCUGUAGACAUCCGGGUGAAUGUCAGAUGGGUGAGGAUGUCUGCUACAGAUGCGGGAGACCCGGGCACAGAUCUUGGUUGUGUCAGGGAUUGCCAACUCAGGCACCAGCUCCCAGACCAUUCCGGGUUGGUUAUCAGGUGCCCCAUUGAGGACAACAGAGAAAUACUAUACCAGCGAGAGUGUGCCACCUACUCUUUUAUUUCAUCGGUAUAUGCAAAAUUAAUGAGGUAUGAGGCACAGUUGUUGGAUGUUGGGUUAGCUAUUGCUACGCCGACUGGAUCAGUGGUGAAAUGUAGGAGGGUACUCAAGGGCUUCCCAGUAACUAUUCAGGGAAAGAUAUUACUAGCGGAUUUGGUAAUAUUAGAUAUGCAGGGAUUUGAAAUAAUUCUGGGUAUGAAUUGA